ACUUACAUUCAGACUACUACCCUUAUAAAUGCCUUGAUGUGUAGUAUAUGUUUUUGUUUCUCCUCGUUUCUUGCAUUUUAUGACAUUGAACCAAACAAAUACAGCUGCUUAGAUAGACAGUGAGCAAUAACAUAUAAUGGACACCUGGAUUAAGAUUUUCAUUGGGAUUACCAGUUUUUCGAGUUUUCUUGCUGCAUUACAGCCGGGCAACUGGGGCAGCUGUGAAAAUGGUGAGUCUAUACCUACCCGUACAAACACUUCCUUACGCGUAGAGGCGUUACGAGCCGAGAUGGUGAAAGAAAAACUAGGUGCAUAUAUUGUUCCAUCUGAAGAUUUUCACAUGAGUGAGUUUGUUUCAAGUUAUGAUGAAAGGAGAUUUUACAUAUCUGGCUUCGACGGCUCAAUGGGAACGGCAGUGAUUACUGCGACACAUGCUGCCUUGUGGACCAGAGGUAAAUACUUCCUGCAAGCAGAGACACAACUCGGCUGUGACUGGAUACUUAUGCGGGAAAGGGAACCCGGUGUUCCAACAAUUGAAGAAUGGCUAGGUGAACAAUUGGAAAAUCAAGCAGUGAAGAAGGUUGGCGCAUGCCCUUACUUCUUUGGAAACGAUGCUUGGUUAGACUAUGAGAAGUCACUAGAACAGCAUGGCCUUCGGUUAGGUCAAACUGUCCCUGAUCUUAUCGAUAAAAUUUGGACAGACGACAGGCCGGCAUUUCCAGACACAGUCAUCAAUUCAUAUCCCUUAAAGUAUGCUGGCAAGUCUUGGCAGGACAAAGUUCAAGAAGUGCAAGAAGAAAUGAAAAAGAAAAACGCCGAUGUUCUGAUUGUAACCAUGCUUGAUGAGACGGCCUGGCUGUUCAAUAUGAGAGCUACGGACAUAAGAGGUUUUGUCAACGAUCCGUUCUUCUACUCUCUAGCAAUUGUUCGACCAUCUUCAGUAAGCCUGUAUAUCAAAAACAAGGAAAUGAAACUGACAGCAAACCCAACUGAUCAAGAAAGUGAUCAAACCAUAAAGGAUCAUUUGAACACUAGGGCUGACGGCUCAUGUCGGAAAAAUUCAAACAAAAUGUGUGUUGAGGUGAAGGAGUACAAUUAUGUAUCAUUUAUAAUGGAUUUGGAUGCCCUAGCGGGAAACGCCACCAUCAAACGUAUCUGGCUGUCAUAUUUCUGUAAUUAUGCUGUCUACACAAUGAUUCCACAGGACAAAAUCUACGUUGAUAACACACCAGUCGCAAUGCUUAAAACCCAGAAGAAUGAUGUAGAAGUUCAGGGAAUGACAAACUCUCAUAUACGUGAUGCAGCAGCAUUGGCUAUAUUUGCCUCCAAACUGGAGAAAGGAGUUAAGUCUGGGGAGACGUGGACUGAAGUGUCAGCGUCCAAUGAGCUCACCAGGUUAAGAAGUUUACAGGACCUAAACAGAGGGGACAGUUUUGCCUCUAUAUCAUCGUCAGGUUCUAAUGCAGCUAUUAUACACUACUUCCCAACCAAUACCACAGAUCGACGUAUCACUGCCAAUGAUAUCUACCUCAUUGACUCCGGUGGACAAUAUCUAGAUGGAACCACGGAUGUCACCAGAACCUUUCUAUGGAGAGAUCCUACUGCGUUUGAAAAGGAAUGUUAUACUAGAGUGCUGAUGGGGCAAAUAAAUCUUGCGAUGGCAGUUUGGACCAAGGGACUAUUUGGUCGGGAAAUAGACGCUUGGGCUCGGCAACCGUUGUUUGAUGUUGGAUUAACAUUCAAACAUGGUACAGGCCACGGGAUUGGGCACUAUCUGAGUGUACAUGAAGGGCCUGGACGUAUUUCAAAUUAUCAUGCCAAAUUUGACUGGGAUGUUCCCCUUGCUGAGCACAUGUUCUACUCAGAUGAGCCAGGUUAUUAUGAAGAUGGAAAAUUUGGCAUCCGCCUAGAAAAUAUUGUUUACGUGAAGAAAGUAGAAACAAAGUAUUCCAUGAAAGGGGUCACGAUGCUGGGUAUGGAAACUGUCACGUUAUUUCCUUACGAAACACAUUUGAUUGAUUACAGCAAAAUGUCAGGAAAACAGAUUUCAUGGUUGAACGCUUACAAUGCUAAGACACUGGAGAAGGUUGGAAAGUUGUUAAAAGACCAGGACGCUAUGGAAGCGUAUGAAUGGGUAGAAAAAAGGACAAAGAAAAUUGAAACUACAAGUGGUUCAACUACUACAAUUGCUUCCAACUUUAUUAUCUAUUCUCUACUGCUUUUAUAUCUAAUUUGGUGAUAUUUCAAGACAUUUUAAAGUUAUAAGUUGCGUAUGUUUGUUAUUCCCUUCGUUUACAUAUCCAGUAUGUAUAGUUUGAACGGUUCUGUGAUUUUGUUAAGCAUUUAACAAUAGUUUAGGAUGGACUGUCUGUGAUCUGACUUGUAGAUUUUUCUCAGUGGAACACUUUCGUCCCUUAUCAAAAGAAAAUUUAACAAAAUUAGAGGUCUUUUUUUUCAUUUUAUAUUUAUAGGUUAUUAGAUUUGUGUGGAGAAAUAUGCAUGAGUUCUGCAGCGGAAAUAUUGUUCGACUUAAGGAGCGCAAUAAUAUUCCGCGAAAGAACGAGUGUAUAUUUCUCGAUGCAAAUCUAAUAAUCUUUUUAUUUCGUACACAUACUGCGUCUAAUAAUUAUGGUAUAACUGAUAUAGAUUUGUUCUUCUGAGUAAAACUGAAAAUAUCUUCGUAAAAAAACAUUUAAACAUGACGACAUGCAUGAAACUAACGUCACAAAUGACGUCACGCAUCCGGUAUGAAAUUUUAACGUCAUUAUGGAAAAAUAUUGACGUUCCAGGUUUCAUUGUAACUGAACGGAAUGUAUAAUUAAGUAUGAAAUAAGUUAAAAUAUUUCACCACGUGUCAUUAAUAUUAAUUAAUUAAAAUAAGGCGACUUUGGUGUAUAAUAACCCUGUUCAAAUGAGAAGACUGAUAAUGCAAAAAAAAAUUCGUGUUUAUAUGAAAUUAUAUGAAAUUGUAUGAGAAUGAAAAAUGAAAGAUUCAAUAAACGCAGUGAAUGUUUA
Mercenaria mercenaria is the source of this 3015-nucleotide messenger RNA. RefSeq names its product xaa-Pro aminopeptidase 1-like. Bases 137 to 2239 code for a protein of 700 amino acids. The record is from RefSeq and is a predicted model, not a curated record. The transcript has 22 exons. Lineage: Eukaryota; Metazoa; Mollusca; Bivalvia; Venerida; Veneridae. Gene Ontology annotation, molecular function: metalloaminopeptidase activity.